This is a messenger RNA of Neoarius graeffei (lesser salmon catfish), 1286 nucleotides long. Its product is annotated as U8 snoRNA-decapping enzyme. Gene Ontology annotation, biological process: sno(s)RNA catabolic process; mRNA catabolic process. The record is from RefSeq and is a predicted model, not a curated record. Gene Ontology annotation, molecular function: phosphodiesterase decapping endonuclease activity; snoRNA binding. Gene Ontology annotation, cellular component: nucleus. Lineage: Eukaryota; Metazoa; Chordata; Actinopteri; Siluriformes; Ariidae. The coding region runs from base 99 to 710 and encodes 203 amino acids. The transcript is spliced from 4 exons.
GCCUUCACACUGAUUAUGCGCCAGGUUGUCAGUAGAAAGUCACGUUUAUAAAGUUAUUUCUCUGACCAGCUAAACUAGCUGUGCAUUUACAGCGUGAAAUGGCUGGAAAGGACUUGAGGAGAGAAGAUGCACUGUCACGGCUGGACCACAAACACGCCUGUCACAUCCUGCUGUUUGCAGAUAGCAAUGCUAAACUCUUCGGAAAAAUCCCAGUUAAACAUAUCGUGCUGAUGCAGAUGCGUUUCGAUGGCUUACUUGGCUUCCCCGGAGGGCUAGUGAAACCCUCAGAGGAGAGUCUGGAGGCAGGGCUGAGCAGAGAGCUACAGGAGGAGUUGGGGGCAGCAGUGCCAGUGACCAUGGACGACUAUGUGUCCUCUCACCUUGCUCAGUCUCCUCCUCGCCUCAUCCUACACUUCUAUAUCAAGAAGAUUACAGAACCUGAGCUGCUAGAGAUUGAGAGAGCUGCAGUCUGUAAUGCUGUGGAUCACGGCUUAGAGGUGCUGGGUCUGACUAGAGUACCCCUCUAUACCUUGAGGAAUGGUGGUGGUCUUCCUUGGUUCCUGUCUCACUCAUUCAUCAGCAAUUCACGAGCCCAGCUGUUGGAGGCACUGCAGCGUCUGGACUUGGUGUCACCUCAGAGUCUGAAGGAAGCAGUUAAAAAGGCAGAGGAAAUGAGACACACUGUCCAGCCUGAGCCACACCCACACUGACCUCAUCUCUGUGAACUUGCCGUCAUCAAACUGAGCAGAGCAACCAUACUCUUCUGCUUGGGACGUACUAGUCUCGGCUCUCUGGAUCUUUCUUUUGUCUUCAUGUCAGUUUACAAACUAAAUAACCAGAAUCUGCUCCGAUCACACAUUUGGUUGUGUGUCAAGAAGAAUUUGAACUUCUUAAUCUAUGCAUAUACUAAUGUGAAAUGCUUGAACUAUAGGAUUUGUAAACCAGCGUGGCCCCUCUGUUUACCUCGUCUUUGAAUGGAAUGAAAUGAUCUGCAGUAAAGCCUUUAGUUAGAGAAUUUUGAUUUAUUUUAUGGGAAUAAGCUUUUGGCUUGAUUCCAUAUAAGCGUUCAUAAAUAAUACUGCACAGCCGGCCUUUUUGACGUUUCACAUUCGGAGUGUUAAUGUGACUGUUUCAAGUGUGCAUACGGUAAUUGGUUGAUUUUAAUGCUUAUGUAAUUGGAGUAUUUAUUUUCUGCUAAACCGUAGGCCAGGCCAGAAAAGAUUUAUUGAUGUAUCAUUGUUGGAACAUGUAAAUAUUCAGAGACUAUUAAAUCAGUCCAAACAUGC